AUGGGCGACAACACGCCGUACGUAACCAUUAGGUCGCGUCGGCCCCACGACGGGAACAGCGUGAGCAGUGCAGACUCGACUGUAGGUGCUAGAGUCACGACGCAACAGUCGCGAAGAGUACACUCACAAGCUGGUAAUGGCCAGUACGGGUCCAGCUCCGGUGAUGCGCCACGGACCGCCACCCAUGACAUUAGCCGCGUGAGCUACCAUGUCAAGCAUCUCAACAGCUUCGCGCAGACCUUGGAAGAUUCUGCCAACCGAGCGUUCCCGAACCGGGGUAAAUCGUCACAGAGAUAUAAGAAAGUGCAGGCUUUGCUGCUUCAUUGGGGCUCGGACGACCUGUUUGUCUUGCCCGAGCUUGAGGAUCUAGAACGAUGCCUCCGCGAGGACUAUGCUUUCAACACAGAGAUAUUCCCUAUUCCCUCUGAGAACUCACAUCUUGAGCUUAUGAUGCAAGUGGGGAAGUUGAUCAAGGAUCAUGAGGCACAGGAUACAUUAUUCUUGGUCUAUUACGGCGGACACGCCAGGAUAGAUGAGUCGAGGCAGAGCACCUGGUGCGCAACACGGCAUCCAGACUCACCAUGGCUACAGUGGUCGGCAAUCCAAACCCUGCUGGAACGUUCGGCUUCUGACGUCCUUAUCCUCCUUGAUUGCUGUGCUGGAGCUGCAAGCGCAACGUUUCCCAACGGCAACAGCAUUACCGAAACCAUCUCCGCCUCUAGUUGGGACGCCAUUGCACCAGAUCCGGGCCGCUACUCCUUCACCAAUGCCCUCAUUGAAGUGCUUCAGGAAUGGAGGCUCCGUACCUUUUCUGCAGCCAUGCUGCACGCCGAGGUCCUCGCCCGUUUAAAGCAUCCUCGUCCCAUUACUAUCAAUGGCAAGCUUUUCGAGGCCAGGUCAACGCCCGUUCAUUUUAUGAUGACUACGAAUCACAAGGCGCCCAGUAUCGAGAUGUCCCGUAUUGUGCCUGCAGAAGCACGACCUCCGUCGCCACCCCAAGAGACAACGGCCAACGAAAGCGACACCACCCCUGAAGAGUUGACUGGCGGGCGGGGGCCAGGAGCACCAGUCUCAGGGGAGCCGAACGAAGACACACCCCAUGUUAUGAUAUCGCUUGCACUGGAGGAUAACCAGCAGCUCGAUCUCAACGCCUGGGAGACUUGGCUAGCGAGCUUUCCGGCUCUGGCCAAGUAUGUCAAAGUCCAGGGGGUCUUCAAGAGUCACUCCACGCUACUUCUCCUCUCGAUGCCAGUAAUGGUAUGGGACUUAUUACCAGAGGAUCAUGCCACCUCCUUCGUGGCUUUCAUCAGGUCGAACAAUUUGAUGAUGCCACAGCACAAGAGGGACGACGUACAGGUUCAAGUCCCAACGAGGGUUUCGCGUGUAGAGCAUGACAGACCACAGCCAGAUUCUGCGUCGAUGAACACCUUCUUUUCGGACACUACUUAUACCUAUGCCCAGACAGAUAACGGCAGCAUGCUGGGCCAACAGCUAGCCAACAUGCGGUCCUAUUCAUUAGGCGAGGGGCAGUCUUCAAGGAGGGACGGCGGCGGUAGGCAAUUGACAACCACGGAAGCAAUCUCACCGUCGUCGUCACCACAGAGAGGUGCGGCGGGGCUGUUAAGAGUGGACAAUUCCGCGACCUCCCCUACGUUACAGCGUCAGCUCUCCUGGUCCUCUCAGGCGUCAUCCGAGGCGGUCAUAUCCAGGACGGUGAUCCCCAACCAGCAGAGGAGUGCUCGAAGGACUGUGUUCCAGAACAUUCCUGAGCCUCCCAAGUUCUCACAGCACGUUGAGACGCUCCUCCAACAGUACUAUGAGCAGGAGCCUUUGCCCAACGACGAUCAGAAGAACUUUGUUGCCUCGAACUUGGGCAUCGAAUUGUGGCACGUCGAGGCCUGGUUCCAUCAUCGGAGGGAAAGAGACGUCGUCUCGCAGCAAUUCCAAAAUCUCAAGAUGGACGAUUUAGCACCCAAAGCGGCCCAAGGAGCCCAAAUGAUCUUGCCUCACCACCUAAACAGGAUUAUUGAGAUACUACCUCCUGGUAGGAUACUACUUAUCGACCUCCGGUCACCGACCGACUUUGAAAGAUCUCACAUUCAUGGCGCAAUCAACCUCCGUGCCCCCCUAAAAUUCAUUCAGGACGCCUCCUUCGAUAUGAUAGAACGUGCCUUCACCGACCAGGAGAGCAGACGAAAAUUCGGAGAGUGGCAAUCGACCAUUUGCAUGGUCGUCUACGCCCGCGCCGUCGACUACUCGUGGGAGUGCCCCAUCGCAGACGUUCUCUACGAGAAAUUCAAGACUUGGGGCUGGACCGGCCGAUGCUUUGUGCUCAAGGGCCACUACAAGGAGUUCAGCGUUUCGUACAGCAGGUCCAUCGCGGGGACCAAGACGGCAAAGACGGAUGAGGCCAGUGCAGUAUCAACCCGCGCGGAAGCGGCAGCGACGCGCCCUGGAGAUGCCCAGAACAAAGCAGCGGAGUUGGUGUCGGAGGAUGACGAUGACGCGGCUAGGCGGCUCCAGUACGAGGAGCUUUUGGUCCUGAUUGACAGCGAGGAAGGACGGGUGAAUCCGUCGACGCCCAACCCGACGGCCAGUUCAGACCGUGCGCGAGCCAUGAGCCAGCAUGAACAAGACCUCGAAGCCGAGUUCCGGCGUCGCGUUCCGGACCUCUACCGCAAGGCCAUGGACGUCCAGGGCGCUUCCUACUCCGCUCCCGAGACGCCGGCUGCCGCCCCUGCUGCGCAUGCCCAGCCAGAUGUGACAGGCCAGUCCGCCACACGAAGUGACAGAACCAGGUGGCCGCGUGGCGAGAGCAGCACAUACUUUCCUUCCGACACGAAAGCGCCGCUGGUAGAGUAUCUCGACCGAGGUCUCUCGCGUAUACGACAAGGGCCCCACACUGGGACGUCUAACGUGGCAGGCAAGAGCACCACGGCCGACACGUCUCCCGGGUUGUCGAAACUUGCCGCCGAGGGCUGUUACUUGGACUCGGGGCCGGCUGCCACGGGUCCUUCAGACGAUUCUUACGUGAAGGUCAAUAGGGGAGAUGCGCAACAGGCACAGGCGAGCGAUCCGGGUCUCGGUGGAAAAGACGGGACGAAGGACCACAACGUCGCCGUUGGGGAUGAAACGCCCAAAAAGGGCCGGGGCGGUUUCCUAAACAAGGUUCUUCGGCGAGCAUGA
Messenger RNA from Colletotrichum truncatum, 3186 nucleotides. RefSeq names its product tyrosine-protein phosphatase non-receptor type 6. Lineage: Eukaryota; Fungi; Ascomycota; Sordariomycetes; Glomerellales; Glomerellaceae. The record is from RefSeq and is a predicted model, not a curated record. Gene Ontology annotation, molecular function: DNA binding.